Messenger RNA from Hypanus sabinus (Atlantic stingray), 1245 nucleotides. Its product is annotated as protein eva-1 homolog C. Gene Ontology annotation, molecular function: carbohydrate binding. Bases 1 to 1245 code for a protein of 414 amino acids. The record is from RefSeq and is a predicted model, not a curated record. The transcript is spliced from 8 exons. NCBI's taxonomy places the organism in Eukaryota, Metazoa, Chordata, Chondrichthyes, Myliobatiformes, Dasyatidae.
AUGAUUGCAUUUAAAAAGUUUGUACUUGCACUUGCCACCGUGAUUUGGUUGUACCUUUGGGCUCAGUUUGAAGCUGCUCCAGAUUUCUCAGGCUACCUCCUGAAGAUUCUGCAAAACCACACAGUGCAUGCUUGUGACGGGGCUCAGUUCUCAAUAAGCUGCCCGCCUCAGACAUCCAUCAGCGUUCUGUCUGCCUUCUAUGGUCGCCGAGUUCCCAGUCAACAUUUAUGCUGGAGCACAGGAAAUACGUCAGCUGAAAGUACCAGCUGUGCUGCCCUCACAGCCACACCCAAAGUUUAUGAUGAGUGUCAAGAACUGCCUUCCUGCCAGUUUUCAGUCAACAGUCGUGUUUUUGGCCCUGAUCCUUGUCCUGGGACCAGUAAAUACCUAAUUGUUUCAUUCAAAUGCAAACCUGAUGGACACCAAAACAAGCUAGUAUGUGAGAAUGAGACAUUGCAUCUCCAGUGUAAGAACCGAACCACCCUUGUCAUUUACACUGCAAGUUUUGGACGAGCCCUUCACGGGAACAUGGAAUGCCUCCCAGUGAACAGGACAAUGCCAGAUAUUGAAUGCUUAUCCCCCACAACACUAAGGCAAGUAUCCUCAAGGUGCCACGGCAAACAGAACUGUUCAAUCACUGCUGAUGUACCAAACUUUGGUGAUCCCUGCAUCCCUGGAAUCCGUAAACAACUCAAUGUCUCAUACACAUGUGUUCCGACGAAACUCUUUGACAAGGCUGAUCAAGGUCCAGUAAAACCCUUCUUGCUAUCAGAUUACACUCAUGGUGGUUGGUAUAAUGGCCCAAGAAUGUCCAUGCUAUACGCCAAAGAUGUCGCAAUUAUUAGCAGUUCCCUGGCUACUCUUGCUCACAUUAGGGGACUCCCGGAGAAAGUAGCCUUAUUCUUCUUGUCUGGUGUGUGUUCUGGCUUAGUGUUUAUCCUCUGCACUUUUGGGUUCCACAUGCUAUUGAGACAUGACAUCAGGAAGCUUCAAAGUGAGGCAGAAGUCAACCAAGAAAGUGAAAAUGGCCACACUAGGAUCUCAGAUGAUGAAGAUGAUGCCUCUUCCAAUACCUCAUUUCGACAAUUGACCAGACAGUACUGGACAUCAGAUAAUAUCUUCAGCCCAGAGGUAGCAGCAGUGAUGAUAGACAGAGUUGAACAAAAUGAGGAAAAAGACAAGGAAAUGUGGUUGAACAAGGAGCCCAGUCCCUAUGCGAUCCAGAACCUAAAUCAGCAUCAGUAA